CCUGAAAAUGGUGUCGUUGGUGUUGGUGGCGGGGCGGGCACGAGGACGGCGCUGGUGCUGGUGCUGGCGCUGCGGAGCAGCCUUGGAAGAUGAGGCAGACGGCUGUGCAUUGUGCUUGGUUGUGCGGGAGUGCGGUGCAGAGGAGGAGGGGUGCUCGCACGCUUUGCGCUGCCGCUGUCGCCGCUGUCGCCGCUGGUCCAGCAGCAGCUGCUUCUCCUCGCGGGAGGCGAACUUCGCGUCGCUGGGCAUGGUGCUUGCUGCGUGAGAAGGGUGACGGCGUCAAGACGCAGGGUGCGAGCGAAGUGUUGGGAACGAGUGCAUAGAACAAGAUGCAGUGAGUGCGGGCGGGUGGGGGUAUUCCCGGGUCGCGACUAUGCUAUGGCGAGAAUGGAUAGCGGCGGCGGAGACAGCGGCGGCGGUGGUGAUGGUAGCGUUGGUCGUGGUGUUGGUGGUAGUGUCGAUCAGACUCACCGGGUAACGCUCGCGCGGUUUGUAGCUGAUAUGGGCCUGCAAUCUCUCCUGGCGCUCACGAGCGGCGUAGGCCUCUUUGGCAGCAGCAGAUCCUCCUCCAUCCUUAAUGGGUGGCAGGCGAUCAUCGAAGAGCUUCUUCUUGCCCCCACGCCCUGCGCCUCCAAAGCCGCCAGCCAUGGUGCUGCUGGUGCCGGCGCUGGAGCUGGUCCUUGUUGUGCUGCUUGUCGCUGUACUGCGAGCAAAUACGACUUGGACGAAGCGUGAGAUGUAGUGACGACGUCUGCGGUGCUGAAGGAGAUGUUUAAGCCAUCUGGACGACACUGGAAGAGCGGCAGAUGAAUGGGAUCUGGCGGUCUAUUGUCUUGAGGUGAUGAG
Verruconis gallopava is the source of this 846-nucleotide messenger RNA. RefSeq lists its product as uncharacterized. Bases 379 to 735 code for a protein of 118 amino acids. NCBI's taxonomy places the organism in Eukaryota, Fungi, Ascomycota, Dothideomycetes, Venturiales, Sympoventuriaceae. The record is from RefSeq and is a predicted model, not a curated record. The transcript has a single exon.